Messenger RNA from Tinamus guttatus (white-throated tinamou), 699 nucleotides. Lineage: Eukaryota; Metazoa; Chordata; Aves; Tinamiformes; Tinamidae. The record is from RefSeq and is a predicted model, not a curated record.
AUGGUGGCUGUGCACCCAGCCUCGGAAGGAGCCAAAGCAGCUGUGCGAGAGCUUCUGAGCCUGCAGCUUGAGGCCUUCUCCUCUGCUGCCAGGAGAACGGACUCCUGCGCCGUCACGGCCGACCAGAUCGAGCACCUGCACCGGCGCUUCAAGCAGCUGAGCAGCGAGAAGCCAACCCUCCGCAAGGAGCACUUCGACAGCAUCCCCGACCUGGAGUUCAACCCCAUCCGCUGCAAGAUUGUCCAGGCCUUCUUCGACAGGCGGAACCUGCGGCAGGAAGAGGACGGGCUGGCGGAUGAGAUCAACUUCGAGGACUUCCUCACCAUCAUGUCCUACUUCAGACCCAUUGAGCCCAACAUGGACGAGGAGCAGCUCGAGCGUCUCCGCACCGACAAGCUCAAAUUUCUCUUCCACAUGUACGACUCAGACCGUGACGGCAUCAUCACGCUGGAGGAGUAUCGAAAUGUGGUCGAGGAGCUGCUGUCAGGGAACCCGCACCUGGAGAAGGGGGCGGCCAGGUCCAUCGCGGAUGGGGCCAUGUUGGAGGCCGCCCAAACCUGCGCCGGACCAAUGGACGCGGACCAGGUGUACGAGGGCAUCACCUUCGACGACUUCCUGAAGAUUUGGAGGGGCAUCGACAUCGAGACCAAGAUGCACGUUCGCUUCCUCAACAUGGAGCCCAUGGCCCACUGCUGCUGA